Molecule: messenger RNA, 2859 nt
Organism: Venustampulla echinocandica
Lineage: Eukaryota; Fungi; Ascomycota; Leotiomycetes; Helotiales; Pleuroascaceae
Exons: 3
Coding region: 1-2859 (952 amino acids)
Biological process (GO): retrograde vesicle-mediated transport, Golgi to endoplasmic reticulum
Source: RefSeq, a predicted model, not a curated record
AUGUCGAUAUCCCAAAGCAUGGCAGGAUCAGAAGUAUCCCCAGCUCAAGUCAUACUUUUGGCAGUCCAACUAGCCAGCAAGGCGGAUAUAUCUGCUCUCGAAACCCUCAUCUCUCACAAUCGGAAGACGCUCCCCUUGGAGCUUACCUUGCGGAUUCUUCUAACUCACUUGCCAGAGAGUCUCGAGUCCGUGACCUAUGUCCCAUUCCUGGAGAGGCUGUACUCUGGGGUCCUUACCUCAGUUCCGGAGUUCCAAAUUGAUAAAUAUGUGCUCGAUGACCUCACCGACGCAGAGGCAAAGAAGAAAGUUCGAAAGUUACAUUUACUUCCCUUGACCUGGCCGUAUGAUCCGGCCGACGAGCCUCUAGGCCCUCUUGUUCGAUUUCUUGUUCUUCGAUCGUUAAGGGUUGACGAAAAUACUGGUUUGAUCACUCAAUUGCCUGCGCUGCUUGGUCCCUUUCUUCACCACUCGACGUUCCUUCGUACCUGGCUGAUUUCGUCGAUCCUCCCGCUCCUCCGAUUCAACUAUGAAUACCAUCCCGAAGAUACCUUAUUUCUCACGAUUCCUGCGUUCGAGCAAUUAGACGUUGAAAGUGGAGUUAACCUGUUACUCUCGCGGACUGGCAUAAAUGGAAAUGGCAACGGAACAACAGUUGGGCGAGAUCUUCGGGGCUUGGUUGGGCCAUGGAUGUAUGGUGGUAAUAAACGAAAACGGAAAAACUCCCGAACGAGCUCUCAAGUCGGAUUACAACCCAUUGCCGCUUUAGACGAGGGCCAACACGCAAACGAGAAGUGCGCGGGAUGGGAGGAGGUAUUCAAAUGGAUCAUACAGCAGGCAGGUACAGCAUGGGAAACAGUCGUGGAGGUCGUUGAACAGUGGGAUGGCCCAGGAGAUGUAGACCUUGGAGUAUAUGGAGAUGGGACUGUCGGGUUCGAGGAGAGCGAACAGCAACAUCUUGAGAGACGAUAUGGCCGAUCAGCAAUUGCUGCAGCAUACCUCAUCUCUGACGAAUCCGUGGAAGCGUUGGCAGGUGUUCAUCGCAUUUUGACCAGAAUUACCACCCUCUUGGAUCAAGAUAGGAUCCCGACAUUACAGACUGCUAUCUCCCUGCUCUCUCCUGUAUCGGGUUUAGACGAGAAAAUCCUAUCUAAAGAUAACGUGGUAUAUCUUCGAAAUGGUCUCCUUGAUGAACACAACUGCCUGACCCGCCCAGGUGAAACAUCCGCCCGGUUACUACACGCAUUAAUAAUAUCUGCUUAUCUAUGUAUGAGGGUUGGGUACAACUUCACGGUCAGGAGAGCCGGCGAACUUGUACUCCUCCAAGAGCAGCGCGAACAGAAAGUUGAGUUUAAUAAACUAAUGCGGCAAGUUUCCAAUGGGCCAAAAGGGGAUGACAGGUAUUGGAUAAAGCUGAGGAGCGAGAUAUUAUGGCUGCGCAGCUGGGGUGCCGAGGAACUUCCGGAGGGUGCAGGUGAUACUGUGGGAAGGGGCGUUUUUGGGCAACUUUCGAAGGCUUAUGUCGAGGCCGAGAUUCUUAAACUCUUCCUCUCCAACAACCGAUAUACCCUCGCUCGGUCAAUUUACGAGACAUCCCCAGAUCGGCCACUGUCAAACGAGCUCUUAGUGGAUACUACUAUCGCUGCAGCUAUGAAUGCCUAUGAUAAUGCAACGAAUGCCAACAAAACCCGUGGCGGCGUCAAGAAGUGUAAUGAUAUAUUAGAAGCAUUUCCUGAUACGCUUGAGGACUCUCUUGAUAAAGAUCAAGUUAUGAGUCUUAUCAACGUUACACAUUGGAUUGGUGAAUAUCGACUGGUCUUCAAACAAGGCGAGCCAUUCAAGCCUGUUACCCUUCGUGUAUAUGGUGAUCCUAUAUCGAUAAUCGGUAAAAUCCUCGACCAAAACCCCAAAAGCUACGCGAAAAUAAACAAUCUGGUUAAUAUCGGCAAGGAGAUGGUCAAGGCAGGCCUGAUUCUUAGAGAAUCCAAUGGCCGUGCUAGAAAGCCUUUUGACUACGAGCGCAAGGAGCAAUUGCUAAUCGCCGAGAAACGGGUCGUCAGCAUGUGUAUUGAUGCGGCUCUGGCUGAUGACGAUUUUGAGACGGCUUAUUCUUAUGUGGUGACUCGUCUGAAAGAUAUUGCUGGCCCAUCACAUUCCCGCUCUCCUGCCCUUGAGAAGACACAAUCUGGGCUUAUGGCGGAAGUGCCACCGAAGGUGGUAGACGACUGGUCCUGGCGUGCAGCUUUGCAAGCUGGUAAGUAUCGACGAAAUGCAGCCACCACCAAGCCCACCCAUUUCGGCAACUCAAGUGGAAAUCUCGAAAUCCGUCACCUAGAGCAACGGAUGGAAUGUCUUUCCCAGGCCCUUCGAAUUGCUCCGAAGGCCACUCUUCAGGAGAUUUUGAAUGCAUAUCGGCGCUGUGAAGAAGAACUAGAGUCACUCGUGCAGCAGGAAGUGGAGCAAGAAGCUGCGUGGGACGCUCAGGGUGACGAUCAACAGGUUCCGGGGGGCUUUAAAUCUACCCCCAUGAAGCAGAACAAUACCGUGAGCAGUACUUCUCGGGCUACGGGCGCUGCGGAAGAAGCUCCAAUGUCUCUGUUUGAUCUUUCGCGAGCAAGCAUGGCUCGAGCGCAGAGUGGCUUUUCAGCCUUAUCAAUGCUGAAGGGAAAUGCUACUUUAGAUAUGAACGAAACGGGGCACACCAACUCUGAGGAUGCUGGUGGGCCGACGACACCGAAGCACGCUGUGCGGAAGAGAGAUCAACUGAAGAAUGUUGCGGUUGGGAGCCUGGCGUCGGGCAUUGGUUGGCUCAUAAAUGCACCACCUGUUAAUACAAAUAGCGACGAAAGCGAGGGUCAUUGA